Molecule: messenger RNA, 6652 nt
Organism: Penaeus monodon (black tiger shrimp)
Lineage: Eukaryota; Metazoa; Arthropoda; Malacostraca; Decapoda; Penaeidae
Gene: subdued
Product: anoctamin-1-like
Exons: 16
Coding region: 153-2528 (791 amino acids)
Biological process (GO): chloride transmembrane transport
Cellular component (GO): plasma membrane
Molecular function (GO): protein dimerization activity; chloride channel activity
Source: RefSeq, a predicted model, not a curated record
CUCUCUCUCUCUUUCGCUCUCGCUCUCUCCAUACCUCUUCUGUUUUUUAAUUGAUUUUAACCAGUUUUAAAUAUUUUUUUAUUUUCAGAUUUGUCAAAAUUCAUGCUCCCUUUGAGGUUUGCACAAGAUAUGCUGAGAUCCUAAAACUGCGAAUGCCAAUGAGAGAGAAAUUGGAUGCAGAGUUUCAUGACCACCGCGUUGUGCUCCAUUUUCCUGGCCUGCCAGCACUGGAAUUCACUCCCCCUGCUGUUUUCCAAGACAUGACAGAUUGCGUCAGCAAAAUAUUUAACUUCGUGAGGCUUGACCGUAAUGUAUUCCCACCCAAGAACAGACAUUUCACAGCUGUUUAUUCGAGAGAUAAAGAAUAUUUGUUUGAUGUGACAGAGGAGUUCUUCACAGCAGCAGUUCGGGCUCGUAUCAUUGACUUUAUAUUGAGAAGAAAAAAGUUCAAUGAUUCGGAGAAUGAUGAUUUUGCCUUUGGCAUUGAGAAGAUGCUGAACGAAUCUACAUAUGAGGCUGCAUAUCCCAUUCAUGAGGGUGACCUUCAUGUGGAGGGAAAUGAUCGGUCACUCCUCUUCAAAAAUUGGGCCGCCCUUCGCAACUUUUACAAGUACCAGCCUUUGGAUUACAUCAAGGACUAUUUCGGAGUCAAAAUUGGCCUCUACUUUGCCUGGCUGGGAUUUUACACGUACAUGUUGAUUCCAGCAUCCAUUGUGGGUCUUCUUUGCUUCAUCUACGCUGUCUCGACCAUUAACGACCACAUGCCAAGCAACGACAUCUGCAACAAGAACCUGAACAUCCAUAUGUGCCCUUUGUGUGACAAGUUCUGUGACUUUUGGAAGCUGGAUGGUUUCUGUUUCCAUGCCAAGUUCACCUAUCUUGUUGACAAUCCAUCCACAAUCUUUUUUACUGCUUUCAUGUCUCUUUGGGCGGCUCUCUUCCUAGAGAUGUGGAAACGGUACUCGGCUGAAAUCACCCACCGAUGGGACUUGACAGGCUUUGACAUUCAGGAAGAGCACCCGAGACCUCAGUACCUGGCCAGACUAGCACAUAUAAAGAAAAAGACAGUCAACAUUGUCACAAAGACUGUGGAGCCGAAACCCCCUUUCUGGAAAAUGAGAUUCCCGGGAAUCAUGAUCAGUUUGUCUUCGGUCGUUCUGCUGGUACUAAUGGCGCUGGUGGCUGUCAUUGCUGUCAUUCUGUACCGCAUGGCUGUACUGGCGGCCCUGGCCAUCCAUGGGGAGUCAGUCAUCACUUCCUAUGCCAUCAUCUUCACUUCAACCACGGCUGCCUUCAUCAACUUGAUUUGCAUCAUGAUAUUCAACCAGAUAUAUGCUCGUGUUGCUGAAAGACUGACAGAACUGGAGCUGCAACGGACUCAGACAGAAUUUGAUGAUUCACUAACACUCAAGAUCUACAUGCUGCAGUUCAUCAACUACUAUUCAUCUAUCUUCUACAUAGCCUUCUUCAAGGGAAAGAUGGUGGGCUAUCCAGGGAAAUAUAAUCGUGUUUUUGGAUCAAGACAAGAGGAGUGUUCCCCUGGCGGCUGCUUGCUGGAGCUCUCCGUCCAGCUGGCCAUCAUCAUGGUGGGCAAGCAGGCAAUGAACACGUGCAUGGAGAUGGUGAUCCCCAUGCUGUGGAAGUGGUACAACAUGCUCACCGUCCCCGAGAGCCAGAGGGAAGCCCACAACCGCUGGCCACGCUGGGCAAAGGACUUCCGGCUAGUCAAUUUCGAUCCCAGGGGACUGUUCCCCGAGUACUUGGAAAUGGUGCUGCAAUAUGGAUUCGUCACCAUUUUUGUGUCGUCAUUCCCACUGGCUCCUCUGUUUGCCUUCCUCAACAACGUCUUUGAGAUGCGCUUGGAUGCCAAGAAGCUGCUGACACACUUCCGACGCCCCAUCUCGCAGCGCGUCAAGGACAUUGGCAUCUGGUUCAAGAUCCUGGACUCCAUUGGGAAGUUGGCUGUCAUAACAAAUGCUUUCAUCAUAGCCUUCACAUCCAACUUCAUCCCCGAGCUGGUGUACCGCCACGUAGUCUCGGAGAGAGGGACAUUAGAAGGCUUCCUCAACCACUCAUUGGCCACUUUCAACGUCGGCGACUAUCCCUCAAGUUACAAAGUAAACGAUACAGGAGGCAUAGAACAGUGCAGGUAUCCAGAUUACCGAAACCCGCCUGGGACAGAGGACAGUUACGAUUAUGCACCAAUCUUUUGGCACAUUCUAGCUGCGAGAUUAGCAUUUGUAGUUGUAUUUGAGAAUGUUGUAUGUGUCAUCAUCCUGUUUAUCAAAUGGAUCAUCCCAGAUAUGCCGUACCGUCUGCAGGAGCAAAUUCGAAGGGAAGCAUACGUGACCAACGAACUGAUUGUUGAACAGGAGCUUCGGAGAGCAAGAGAAGCAAACACCACAGCCAGCUCCUCUCCACGCUCUCCCCUGCGGCGCCAGUACUCAGAGCCAGCAAGGAACAGAAACGUCCAGGAUGUGCGCUUUAGGAUUGAUAGAGGAUUCGUGAUUGAAGUCAGCAGAAGAUGAAGGACUUAUUGGUGAUACUGGAUACUUAAAGAGGUAUUUAGGUUGUAUGUGUAAAAUAUGUGGACUUGCAGAUAGUACCUGCAGUUUACUUUUGUGUUUGUUAAAGGGAAAGCCUAUGCUAUAGUAAUGUGUUCAAGGAAUUUUGAAUGUUUAUGUGCCUCAUUUCUGGGUAACAUGGUUAGUUGUUACAUUAUUUUAUUUUUGUGGAAAAAGGAAUAUUUCUACACCUGUUUUAAUGAUCUGGUCAGUCUCUUAAAGUAAUUUUAUUAAACACUAAUAUGUAAUUGAUGUUUCACAAAAGUUUAUGUAAAUAAUUGUGAUAAGACAUUCAAUUUUCAGUCAUGUUAACACUUUUGUAAAUGUAAACUGUCUUUAUUUCUGGAACCUAAUUGCUAGUCAAUUUGGAGAUCAUUUUUUAUAUAGCUGUCUAACUUUAUGCAAAGGAAAGAUCUUAUCUAUCACUAAACAUAUAUGCAUAUCUCCAUAUAUGUAUGUCUCACUCCUCUCCUUUCUCAGAAGUUUUUCCAGCUAGCAUUUUUGAUGUUCUCAUGAAAAUUCAGAUCACCUCAUACUCUGAGAUUUAAAAGGAUCAAGGACACUUUUUGUCCAGGAAAAAGAAGGCCUUCCUCGGAAGCUUUGCAUUUAGUAUUAAAAUUUUAACUUUUAGCUUAGACAUCCUUCGUUAAGAAAAUAUUUAGUUUCCUUCUCUCUGUCACCAGGGAUAUUCUGGAGGGAUGCAUGGAAAUUAAAUGGUGCAUCAAUUCAUUCUCAGACAUAGAAUCAUCCAGAGUCAAAAUUCAUGUAGAUAUAAGUGACAUGUCCAUAGAGGAACAUGUUUACUGGGCCAUAGGAAGAUGCAGUAGGGUGGCCAGUUUCUUUUCGCCCAGACUUAAAUUCCAUCAGCUGAUGCUUGAAUUCUCUCACAGCUGGGAGGAGCAUGGCCAGCUAGGAACCGAGGACCUUGCAGUUGUAAUGCCAGUGUUCUACCUCUAAGCUACACCAUCUCCACAAAAUCAUUAGUGGAAUAGAUAAAAUGUAUUGAUAAUUAGGAAUAGUUUAAGCGAAAUUAGUAUGAUUCUCCCCAACACUCUUUCCUGUUAAUGUGCCUUAAGUUGUUUGAGUUUUCCCUCCUGAAUAAAAAUAAGCAUAUUGUAAAUUAGUUUUUAUGGAGAGUGAAAUGAAACGAUUGUUGAUUGUGAGACUUCGUCCAAAAGGAGGAUCUAGUUGUUUGUUGUUUGGAGGAAAGUUUUUUGGCUUUGUAUCUUAAAUGUUGCAUGAAGAGUUUUUAAAAGUCUUAUACCAACCCUAAAGGAAAAAAUUGAGAGGUCAAGGUAUAUUUUUUGAUGUUGCAGUUAUCAGAGAGCACCUAGUUAGUAUAUGUAUGACAAGUUCUAGAAUAUAGCUUAGUCAAAAAAUGGUUUGGAUCAUUAAUACUUGAAGUGGAACAAGAUCUGCUAGGUAUUUCUGAUGCGCCGAGAAGUGAUUGAUUUUAUGUUUUAUCAAUUUAAAUAGACAUUUCAGCAUUUGAGUUCAACGUCAGUGGGGGGAAUUCAGAAUGUUGAUUUUAUUAUUAUUAUUAUUAUUAUUAUUAUUAUUAUUAUUAUUAUUAUCAUUGUCCUCUCCUCAGUUCCGGAAAAAAAAAUUAUUUGCGUUUUUUAGUUCUUGCAGAUUCUUCGCAUUGUUCUUGCAUUUUCUCAGGGUGUCUUAUCGUAGCUGAUGUGGCAGUUGAUUUUCAGUUGGGAAAUCAGAGGGAAAAAAUAUGUUUCAGCAGAUGAUAUGGAUCAAUGUUAGUUGCUCUUAUAGGCUAGUAGAAUUAAAAGAACAUUUUAUAAUAAAAAGGGUAGAUUUCCUUAAUUGUAUAGAUUUUGCAAUGUUUUUACAUCUGUAUUCACAAACUGAUGUAAGUGUGAGAGGGUACUAAUUUUAGCAUUGACUUCUUGUGAAGUUCAACAAUACCUGCAAACAAACUUUUUUUCUUUCUUUCUUUCUUUCUUUCUUUCCAGCUCACAUAGAUUUACUUGAGCGAUAUAAGCCUGGCCCAAGUAAGCCAUAGAACUCCUACAAAAAUUUAAGAUCGUAUUCAGUCUAUGAAGGGCAGUCACAACAAACCUUUCCAACUCAUUUCUUCAGUGUUAUUUCAGAUCAUGAAGAGGAAGAUUCAUUGUAGUAGAAAUAUUACGAACAGAAGGGAAGCAAGUAAAAGAAAGAAAAGUAUUGCCUGGAUAUUAUUUCAGAAGACACGUAUACACUUUUUUUGAAGACCAGGUGGUAUGAUUGGUAUUGGAAGGGUCAGUCUAAUGAGGAGUUUUUGAAUUUUAUUAUUGUUAUUAUUACCAGUUUCAUUGAUAUUAUUAUUGUCAGAAAGAACGUUUUUAUAACUUUCUAUAUUUUUUUUGUUCAUUAUUUUAUUAUCUUCAGAUUUUGACUCUCAGAAUAUCAUAAAAAAUUACAAAAUAUACUGAAUCAGUGCAGUUAACAUUGAUUUUAAGUGUAGAUACAAAAGAACCAAAGUUUUCUUUGCCUAUGUGAUUGUUUUUGUUUAUUUAUUCACAUGUGUAAAGUUUUAGUUUAUGCAAACAUGUUUGCUUAGCUAACCACUUCUACAACUAACCCCAUUUAGCUUGCAUAGUUACUAUAUACCAAAUCUUUUUCACUUUUAUGCUGGAUUACUAUUUUGCUCAAUUUGUUAUGGUAUGCUUUGCCUAAGGUGGCAGUGAAUUUUGAGCUUAGAACAGCAUUUUUAAGUAAUAUGUUUAUAGUGAAAUAUUACUGCUUUUGUUACCUAAUACUGUUGCUAUUACCAUUAUGAUGGAAAAAGAAAACUUCCUGGACUCUAGUCAGUUACUUUUAAACUGAAUGGUGCAUAUUUAAGUUAAUGCAAUAGUUCAUGUGGCUAUUUUUCCUCAUUCUUUGUCUUUUCUUUUUUCUUUUCUUUUAUUUCUUCUUCCCUUUCUUUCUUUUUUCUUUCCUUUUGUUUUAUUUUUCUUUCUUUUCUUUUCUCUUUUUCUUUCCUUUCUCUUUUUUUCUUUCCUUCCCUUUUUUUUUCUUCUUCUUUUUUUUAGAAGUAAAGGAAGUCACUCUCUUAGCAUUUUAGUUUUUAAGAUUAGCUUUUUUGAUAUUAAAAUAUAGGUCUUAUCAUCCCUUACUUGAAAUGGUACAUCUUUUUUAUGGAAGUGAUGAGGUGAAUGUACAUCAAGCUUUGUAAUGUUUAAGAUAUAUUGUAUAAAUAAGAUUGAGCUUCCAUGGUUUCUGCUUUUUUUUCCGAGCUUUAAGUUGUUUUUAUUACGCUUAUGUAACUAUGCUUUUGCCCUUCACUUGGGACUUAACUUUUAUGUUUACUCAAUGUUAUUGAUUUUUGUUUCUGUCUUAAAGCCUGGUAAAUUAUUAUUAGUAAAUUAUUUAACUUUUAUUUUGUUACCACAUUUCCCAGAUAAUUUGCUCAUUCAUUCAGUUUGUAAAGAGGACUGCAGCUUACAUUUCCCCAUAUUAGCAGAGUGGGUUUUUAUGCCUCGUCCACGUGAAUAUAGCACAAACAGCUGGUUCUCGGUUUGUGAACUUGAAAUGGCUGUUGUAGAUAUAGGCUAAGUGAAAGAAAAAAAAGAAAGGAAGGUGUACUUAAAGUUGUCAUAGCAAAUGAUGAAAUAGUUAAGGACAUUGCUAUUAUGUGUGACAUUUAAAAGUAUUUAUGAUGUUGUUGAACAUUACUUAGGAAUUAUGUGGAAUCAUAAGAUGGUUAUUUAUUAAAGAUUUUCACAGAUAAUUAAGGAAAAAGAAAUUGUUUGAAAGAUUUAUAAUAUAAUUUUUUUGGAAUGUUAAGAAUCUCUCUGUUGGUGUUUAUAUCUCUUAAUAUCUCCCAUCCCUUAUCCAUGCAGUGCUGCAACAUUUGUUGAAAGAUCAGGCCAGUGGAAGAAUGAACAUGAAGGAUGAUUUCAUCCCCAUCAUGAUAUUGUUGCAAAGUCAACUUUUCUUGGUAGAGUGAAGGAAAUAGUCCCAAGUGAUUCUGAGCAGUGCGUUAAGGAUCUGUUAUAUGGGCGGGCUGGUGUUAAGCUUCUGGUCAUUGUCUUUGCUUUAACAAAAAGAUUGAUAUAACUUUUUUUCUUUUUAUCAAUUAAGUUUGUCUGUGU